Messenger RNA from Penaeus monodon (black tiger shrimp), 4129 nucleotides. Its product is annotated as rho GTPase-activating protein 29-like. The transcript is spliced from 25 exons. Gene Ontology annotation, molecular function: GTPase activator activity. The record is from RefSeq and is a predicted model, not a curated record. NCBI's taxonomy places the organism in Eukaryota, Metazoa, Arthropoda, Malacostraca, Decapoda, Penaeidae. Gene Ontology annotation, biological process: signal transduction; activation of GTPase activity.
GCAAGGGGGCGGAGCGACGUCCCGAGGUUCCUCCAGCAGCGGGUCUUCAGGGCAAGGGACGGGCGGCGGCGGGGGCGGCGGCACGGCGAUGACGACGGCGAUGACGACGGCGAUGACGACGGCGGGCCUCACCUCCUCCACGCAGACGCUCGCCGUGACUUCGACGCCCCGCUCCCUCUCCCUGGCCUCCAUCUCCUCCGAGGGGAGCACCGACAGCCACCUGGUGGAGCAGGAGGACAUCGUCGCCCUCACCUCCGCCGUCAGGGCCUUCAAGGAGGCGCUGGGGAAGCUCAAACGUAUCUUCCACCCCGAGAGAGAUAAGAACGAGACCCUGCGCGUGGCUGCACACGAGCGCCUCGGAGAAGUCCUGAGGAUCCUGAGGUCGAUCCUCGAGAAGUACAGCCCCAUCCAGCACAAUGAGCUCCUGGCUGCUGCCUCCCACCUCAUCACUCACGUCAACGGCUUCAGCUAUGAGGACGAGAAGGCCGACCCCACUGCCUUCCUGGAGGCGAUCGACCAGCUGGCUCUGGCCUUCUCCAGCAGAGUGUCGGAGUACCUCAUGGGAGACAUCGACACCUCCUCCGCUUUCCUCAAUUGUUCGACAGCUUCUUCGCGCACCAAGUCCUGCGAAAACCUUGUGAGCAGCGAUGCGGAGAGCACCACAGGAGACCGAGGUGGAGGAGGAGGCGGAGGCGGAGGCGGCGGCGGAGGAGGAGGGGCCGGGAUGACGGGAGUCGGCCCCUUGGACACCUCGAAGGAACCCGAGGUCCUCACGCAGCAGCAGAUCGACGAGUACCUCUACAGACACGAACAGGGUGUUGACCACGCCCUCCACCGCGCCAAGGUGUGGAGCAAAUACGCUAAGGACGUGAUCUCCUACAUCGAGAAGCGCGCUCAGCUCGACAUGGAAUACGCCAGGAAUCUCACCAAGCUCGCUCACACCAUCAGACCCGCGCUCAAGGAGGAGAGCUUCCUGCCCUUCCAGUCGAUCUACUGCACCGCCCUGGACCAGGACAUCGAGAACUGCACCAACCUGAGCGCCACGUGCACGCUCCUGCAGACGCACAAGUUCAUAGAGCCGCUCACAGCCCGGCGAAACGACCACGAGAGAGCCAGAAAGGUAAUCAAGGACACCUGGCAUAAGGAACUCAAGAAGCUUACCGAAGCCGUCAACAACCUCAAGAAACACAAGAUUAUCUACGACCAGAGACAACAGGAGCUGGCCAAGGCGCGUGAGGCCGCCGCGCGAGCCGAGAACACGGAGAACCAAGACAAAAUCGAGAGAAAACGGGAUGAGGCCAUAUUCAAGGCCCGCGAGGCGGAAGCUACCUACAGGAGCUGUGUGGCGGAGGCGAACGACAGACACGCGGCUCUCCUGAAGGUGAAGCGGGAUGUCCUGAUGCAAACCCGGGAGCUGAUCCUGCAGUGCGACCAGACCAUGAAGGCGGUGACCGUCUGCUACUUCCAGCUGCAGCAUACCGUGGCAGCCCCGGCGCCCGUGCAGCUCCAGACCCUGUGCGAGAGCUCCCGGUUGUACGAGCCGGGGUCCCAGUACAUGGAGUUCGUGAAGAGACUGGGCCCCUCCCUCGGCCAGGACACCCCCGAGACGCCCUUCAGCUUCGAGUCCUACACCCCGGGGCAGCAGGACGCCCCUCACGACCACGCGACCAACGGCUCCGUUCCUGGGGCGGAUGACCUGCAGGUGGGCAGACUGGCGGGCCCCGGCGGCAGCGACACGGACAGCGUAGGCUCGUCGAAGUCUGCCAAGAGCGCUGAUGCUUCCCCUACGGCGUCGCCUCUCGCUACCGCCCGCCGCCCGCACGCCCUCUCGUCCGGGGAUGAGCUGGAGACCGACCCUGAUACAGCGGACACGCACUACCUGCGAGGGACGCGGCUUCAGGUGAUGAGCAAGGCCGCCGUUACCCACGCCUUCAGGAGGCUCAAGACCCCAUCCAGGUGCCGCGAGUGUGACUCCUACGUGUACUUCCAUGGCUACGAGUGCUAGGAUUGCAUGCUAGGGUGCCACAAGAAGUGCCUGGAAACCCUGGCGAUUCAGUGCGGCCACAAGAGACUGCCCCGGAAGAUGACGACCUUCGGCGUGGACUUGGCACAGCACCUGAGUGAGACCAACGCGCCCGUGCCGCACCUCGUCCUCAAGUGCAUUGCGGAGAUCGACGCCCAUGGGAUCAAGACCAAGGUGAGGGAAAGGGCGAUGAUCGAGGGUGAAGGGUUCAAGGGUGAGGGUGAAGGGUUCAAGGGUGAGGGUGAAGGGUUCAAGGGUGAAGGUUCAAGGGAGCGUGAUAAGGACUCUCACCCCGUCUGUGCCUCCCGCAGGAUCGCCAAGGAAGCGCCAGUCACAGCGGGAACGGAGGCUGGCCGGACUAUAGAGGAGUUACGAGAGCUGGUGCGGCGGUUACCACGACAUCAUCUGAACUGCCUGACGGUCCUCAUGCACCACCUGCACCGCGUCAGCAGCUUCCCUCACCUCAACAACAUGCCGUCCUCAAACCUCGGCAUCGUGUUUGGGCCGACGCUGCUACGCACGUCAGAAGGGUCGGCGUCGCUGAGUUCGCUGGUGGACACGGUGCACCAGACGCGCGCCAUCGAACUCCUCAUCACCUUCGCCCACGAGAUCUUCCCACAGAGCGAAAUCCUGCAGUCGAGAGAUCUGCAGGUGCCCUCGGGAGCAGCCUCGGCCAGGGAGCGACUCAACGAGGUGCUCAAGCAGCCCCUGCCUAGCCGCCAGACCUCCGUGCACACGAGCAGCAGCAGCAGCAGUAGCAGCAGCAGCGGGGUCAACGUGAGCGGGGUCUCGGGUCACAAGCGCGGCCGCGACGGAGGCGCCUCUGAGCUGGUGGGGGUGGUGGAGGACUCGCCCUCGCCAGCGCCCUCGCACGCCCUCAAGGACAGGAAGGACUCGGAAAACUUAGACGAGGACUGGGAGUGGGAGGGCGAGGAGUCGUCCACUGAGGCGGGCGGGAGCGAGCCGGCCACGCCCAGGCCGCCCGCAGCCGCCGCCCGCGCGCCCGCCAGCCACGCCAAGAUCUACAAGACGUCGCUCAAGGACUACGUGGGGCUCGAGGGGGUGGCCAUGCACGUGUCCACGGGUCUGCACACUGCACACGAGGCGGUGGAUGUUGUCCACCAGAAGCUACGCAAGACCGUGAGCGACAUUUCGUCCUCCCUGCGGCCGCCCUCCGCACAGGACCUCUCCCGGAGGGCCACUGUGGAGGACGUGCACAGACGGGGAGUGGGAGGAGGAGGAGGAGCAGGGCUCGGCGAAGAUGCGACCCGGAGACCCACCAUCACGCAGGAGACGUCAAGAAAACACGCGAGCGCAAUCGUGACCCUUUCCUCCGAGGAGCACUCCGGCAGAAGACAACCGGCGCCCGACGUCGAUCAGAGAAGACAGCACUCGACGGAGGAAUCGACGUCGACCAGGAAGGUCAUGCUGGAGGAGGUGGGCAGGAAGGCCACGCUGGAGGAGCGGCUCGGCUUCCAGGGGGAGGAGAGGCAGCGCGCCGGCCCCGUCACCUCCACCGCGUCACUCAGCAGAGCGCAGGCACUCUACAAGAGCGAGUCCAAGUCCAGUAUGAGUGAGACGGAACUCAAGGUGGAGGUGCGGACGAGUUCGGGCGUGACGAAGACGGAGUCCCGCGGGUCCCUGACGCUGGAGCAAGGGCGCGGCGGGCGUGGCGAGCUCCGGCGGGCGCAAGGUGUCGCCGCUGCUGGGCCAGCGCUCCAGCCACGCCCACCGCUCGGGGCUCGCCAGCGGCACCGACUCCUCCAUCGACUCCGACUACAGCUACGAGUACAGCCAGCCCAGCGCCGCCGGGGCCGCCCCGACGUGCCCCUCCGCCGCCCACGCCGCGGUGCUGUCGGCGCGCGGGCGGAACGAGGUCAUGGUGGGCGGGGCGUCGCGGGCCGUGUCGGUGUCCCGCGACCCGUCCCUGGACAACGUGACGUCAUCGGUGACCUCGUCUGACUCGUCCUCGCAGGAGCUGGAUUCCGCCCACGCCACCGAGGACUCCCACAGCUCGGAGGCGUACGACGAGACGGACGCCGCCCACGCACGCCCACUCGCCUACUCCUCCGGGUGUGGCGGCAGCAGCGGGGGCGAGAGCGGCUA